Microthlaspi erraticum is the source of this 330-nucleotide messenger RNA. The record is from the annotation of a GenBank genome assembly. Lineage: Eukaryota; Viridiplantae; Streptophyta; Magnoliopsida; Brassicales; Brassicaceae.
AUGUUGGGAUGUCAGUUCAAGGCAAUGUUUUUAAAACCGGACCGGAGGACGAACCGGAAAGAUCUUCGGAUCAUGGGUCAACACGAUCCAACUGGCCCACUCAAGCCCAGCAAGAAGACCUCGAGCCCACCAAGCGACUCCCUCGUAAGCCAGUUAACUGCCAUCCGAGCUAUUCCGGUCGACGUAAAGACGAGCUCCAGCUCGAUCAAGGACCAGGUCGGCACUGCGAAGAAAGACGAAGUCAAAGAAGAUCUCCUUCAAAUCCGGUCUGGUCCGAGAUCACCGGGAUCGUUAGCUGCACGUGGCGAGAUACGCGGAGGUGGAUCGUAG